UAUUAGCCAGAUCCCCAAUCUCCUCCGUCCUCACCCGCUCGUCAACCCUAGCCGCCAGCGACGGACGAGGCCAUCCCGCCGCCGCCGGCCAACUCGUCCGGCGACACGGCCGCCGCCGGCCAACUCGUCCGGCCACCCCGAAGACAGUCUCCUCCUCGAGCCGCCCCUUCCCCGACACCGCGAGUCCUUCCUCUGUCUCGCCACCCCAACCUGUCAGCAGCCGGCACCGCCUAAGGUCGUCGGCCUUGCUCCUCUGCCCCGCCGGCGCCGCUCCAGAAGCUCAAGAUUUUGGUGAGAUCUCCUCUCCACCGCCGUCACUCCCACUGCUGCACGGAUCCAUGGCGGAGUCCGCAAGUCUCCUCCAUGGCCUCCAGGAUGAGAUCUUCAUGUUUGAGAUCCUCGUUCGCCUGCCCCCCAAAUCCCUCCUUCACUGCUGUGCCGUCUGCCACGCCUGGCGCGGCGCCACCUCCGACCGCGACUUCCUUGUCGCCCACCACGCCCGCCAGCCCUCACUCCCUCUCCUUUACACUGAAAUUGAUGACCCGCCGUCCAUAGACAUCAUCACCCCCUUCCCCUGCGACCACCGGGCAGACGACAAGCUCCAGCCCGUUGCCCAACUCAGUGGUGCCCAUGACUUCUUUCCCGUGGCCUGCUGUGACGGCCUCCUUGUCUUCACCACCUGCGGGGGUGAACGCCUCUCCAUCUGCAACCCGGCCACUCGUCAGUAUGCUCGUCUCAACCAGCUUGAUGACUUCACGGUUUUGGGGAUGUACCCACACAGCCCUACCAGCGAGUACCGACUACUGCUCUGCGUCUGCCCGGAAACUGAUGCUCAAAGUGGCUUCUACGUCUUCACAUUAGGCUCUGACCAGCAGCCGAGGCACAUCGGGGCGCAUGCCAAGGGACUGUUGCAACACCAACCUGUCCUUUUCCGUGGUAGCCUGCAUUGGCACACAGAGCGACUGAUAAUGGUAUUUGACACCACCGCUGAGUUGUUCCGGCAGAUGCGCUCUCCGAUUGAUCCCGGCCAUGCCGAGGCUGACCUGUUUGAGAUGGGUGACUUGCUUGGCAUGUACAGUCUUAAUGAAGAAAAUACCAUUGUUCAUGUCUGGGUGAUGCAGGACUACGAAGGCCAAGUCUGGGCCUCCAAAGCCUGGCGGGUUCAAUUGCCGAUUGCAGAGCUAAGGGUGCUAUUAAAAAACUUUCGCGGUUUUUGGUGUGUGGAUGUUGCAUAUUGGGAUGGUGAUGUCCUCGUGCUGGUCGAUAUUGACAAGGACUCGCUACUUCAGUUUGACAUUGAUGGCAAGUUGGUUGCUAGUCUCCAUCGCAGAUUUCUCUGCUAGUGGACUUGGGCUCAAACAAUCUCUAGUUUCACAUACCUGCUUUCCGGCACCAGAGGAUUAUGUUCACCUUUCAUCUGACCAGAUUGUUAUGUUGUGAAUAUUAUUUAGCUUUUUCUCUGAGCUGAAGAAUUGCCUUGGUUUUUCUGUAUCAAGGUCUUAUUUCUUGAAGAUCAUCUUGUGGUUUUCAUAAUACUAAAUAUUUAGCCAAUAUACAUAUGUUUCCUGUUUCCAAGUAUUGUUUUAGCUGACGAUAAAAUGUGGCAGAUCAUCCUCUCAAUUUGUUCACUUUGCCCCCCCCCCCCCUGUGUAGUGGUCUACUUAAUACUUAACCGUUAGCAAUCUAGAUGCCUCUUGGUGUCUGUUCAUUGAACCGAAUAAUUGACCUGACCUUUUUGUUGAGGUCUUCAUUUUUAGAGGUUACCCAGUUAUCCUUUUAAUACUAAAUAUUUAGAAAAUGUACAGUUGGUUCAUGUUUCUUUGUUUUGUUUUAGCAAAUGGUGAAAUAAGGUAGAUUAUCCUCCUUGUUGACUAGCUAGUUGCACCUGAUUUCAGAAGAGUUUGCAACACUACUUAAAUUGAAUGAUUGCAUGAUAGUUAACUUUCAACUCAAUAUUCUGUUGCAGUUCAUUCAUGUUCAUGAUUCCAUUAACAUCUGGUCAGGUAUUGAAACAUAGUGUUAUAUAAUUCUGCCUUUGUGUUGUAUCGUUUAGAAUUACAUAUAUGACUUCACUUUAACUGCUAACCACUUUUAAGGAAUCAUUGCUUCAUGUGAUCUUCGAUCUUAACAUAUGCUCGAGAAAUGGAACUUGGUACUAAUGAGCAGAAGAUUAAAAACUGAGUCCACCAUUAGCCGACUAGUUUCAUUUUGAUGUAUAUACGAGUUAUGAUCAAUGAUCUCUGAAUGUUUCAUGGUUGCUUGAAAUUUAUACUUGUGUGAAUAUCCUUUUGGGAUGAAGUAGCUAGCAUGAUGAUGCCACAACUAUUCACUCAUUUUGGCCGACGUUCGAAAUUGUUGCUAAUUGACUUGCACCAUGCCUCUGUUUUUCUAUCUAAUGAAUUGACUUGGAUUUUUUAUCAGUGUCUUCUUCUUUCUUAGAGAUCAUCCAAUGAUUUUCUUAUAAUACUAAAUAUUGAGCCAAUAUACAUCAGUUUCCUGUUUCCAAGUAUUGUUCUAGCCCACUAUUAAAUGUGGCCAUCAUCCUCUCAAUUUUUUCAGUAGCAACUAGAACCUCAUUGUUAGAGGAACUUUAUGCGCUGAUCGUUAAAUUGAAUGCAAUGAUCACAUUACAGUCAGCUUGUCAGUGAAAUUUUUUGUUGCAGUUCAUUCUUCUUCAUCCGGCCAUUGCAUCUGGUUCGGUAUUAAUUGCCGUUAUUGAUCACAGAUCAUAUGAUGUGCCAUUCCUGCAGGGUAAUUCCUUAGCUGUUCACAUUAUUUGUAGGCUACUAAGAUAUUAUAAAUAGUGGAUAAAUUCUUUGGAGUGCGGUUACAGUUUACAAUGUUGAUUCAGUAUACAAGUUUAACACCCGUGAUCUGAAACCAGUGAACAGCUGAAACUGGAGUUAUAGUUCUUGUACCAGAGCAACAACGCGGGCAUCCUUGACUGUAUUCUUUGCUUUGCGGAGCUAGCUUCUUUUAACCAAUUCUGUGGUACCCUUAGCUUAAGAACGGGAAAAAAGCUAUAAGUAAGGCCAUUGGUUUAGUAGCUGAUAGCUGGGGUGAGGUUAACUUAAGCUGAGAGUCAGUUAAGAACACCCAGCCAAAACAGUGAAACAUGUGUGAGAAACAACAGAACCAAACCAAAAGGAGGAAGACCAGGGAGAAAAAUGGUUCAAACACUGGGUGGAAAGAAUAGAUAGAAAAUACUAGGUGAAAAAUCAGAUGCAAAAUGGUGGGAAACAAAAAAAUGUAGAUUGGAAAAUAAACAAAGAAAAAACUAGCAGUACUUUAAAGUUCCUAGGAUUGUUCAGCAGUACUUCCUAGGAGGUUUUCACCCUGUUUCUUGAGUAAAUGUGUACCUAGCAAAAGAAGUACCUAUCAUCCAAAUUAACAUGCCACGGUCCAAAUUAACUUACAUUCGCUUUCCUAGUUAUCUAGAGGCCCAAUUAACAUGUACCUAGUUUUUAUUGAGGUUUACUUUUCUAGAGAUUACCCAGUUGUCUUUUUAAUACUAAUUAUUUAGCAAAUGCAAAUUCGAUUCCUAUUUUGUGUUUUGUUUUAGCCGACGGUGAAAUGAGGCAGAUUAUCCUCCUUUUUAGCUAGCAAGUUGCACCUGAUUUUUAUAAGAGUGUGGCGCGCUAGUUAAAUUGAAUGAUUGCAUUAUAGUCAACUUUCAAGUGAAAUGUUCGGUUUCAGUUCAUUCUUGUUCAUGAUUCCAUUGAAUCUGGUUUAUUGAAACAUGUUAUAUAAUUCUGCCUCUGUGUUGCAUCAUUUGGAACUAUAUUUAUCAUUUCACUUUAGCUGCUGAUAAACAUUUAAAGGAAUCACAGCUUCAUGUGAUGUCUAAUCUUAACAUAUGCUCGAGAAAUGAAACUUGUGUGCAGAGCCAUGUUCUUUUUUUUGUGACUGGUGUCUGGUGCAAUGCUCCACUAUGAGAUGGCUAGUUUCUUUUUGAUGUAUGCAAGUUAUAGUCAAGAAGCUCUGGCUGGUUAAUGAUUUGCAUGAACACUUGUGUGAAUAUUCUUUUGAGCUGAGGUGGCUAGCAUGUUGAUGCUUAAAUUAUGAAGUAGUUUUGGUCAAUGUUCGAAAUAGUUGCAAAUUGAUCUGCCUCAUGUCUUUGUUUUUCUUUGAACUGGAGAAUUGCCUUGGUUUUUUAUCGAUGUCUUCUUCUUCUUAAAGGUCAUCAAGUGGUUUUCUCAAUAAUAUGAAAUGGUUAGACAAUAUACAUCAAUUUCCUCUUUCUAUGUACUGUGUAACCCACGAUUACAUGUGGCUGAUCAUUAUCUUGAUUUGUUCAGUUUGACCUGAUUGUCAGGGGCGGGGCCCAUUGGGCUGAUCCGUAUGCACAGGAAUACGGGUCCAAAAAAGUGCUAGUAGUACCUAUCAAAUAAAAAGGCCCAGUGCAUCAGGGUCUGUUCUUUCCAGCACGCCUCGGCAGCCCACACUGGCCCAUAUCCUUAAUCGAUCCACGCACGGGACACGGGGGCAGUGCCCUAACCUAAAUCCAUCGCGUACCCAAGCAGCAGGGGGACUGCGGCAGGGCGAUGGACGCCGUAGGCCACCGGCCACGCAGCCCGAGUCUUCACCGGCGAGUCGACGCCGCACGUCGGUCCGCCGGUCCGGCUCUCGGUAAUUCGGCAAUCUUUUCAAAUUCCAAUCUUGAGUCUUCCGCUCUGUCUUCCAUGCGUCCAUAGAUUACAAGUUUUACAAUAGACCACACUUGCGACUAGUAUUUUCUUGCUUUUCCUAUUUUGUUUACAAACUGCAACAAUUAUAUAUAAAUUUGUAGCAAAUAGAAUAAAUCACUAUGUUUUGACAAAGCAUGAGGGCAUUUCCUAGGGUUAUAACUUCUAAUUAAGAGUAUAUUCCAUUUGUCUAUAUAGGUAUUCAUGUCUCAUUUCUAAUUUGUAUUUGUCAAAUAGAGAUACUAUGGACAAGUUUUUCUCAAAAGAAAGGUACUAUCACAAGAUGUUCCAAAAGACAUAAAUUGGGAAGAGGAGUUUCAAUAUGAUCCUGGCAAGAGAAAAUUAAUAGAACAUUUUCAUCCUAAUUUGAAAGAUCUAGUGAGAAGAUAAUAUAUUGUACUUGUAAGUUUAAUUCUAUUUGUAUGUUGUAGGUUACUGAACCUUGUUGUGCGACGAUGUAUUUUGGAAUUUGGAAAUGCAAAGCAUCCUUUUCAAGUAAUUUUGUCCCCUGUUUUAUCAUUACAUUAAGAAUUUUGAUGGCUGCAUUUUGUUUUCACAAAUUGUCUUUUGUUAUAUCCAAUAAUAUGUGUGCUAGAAGCUAUGGAACACACCUAUAUCCAAUACACCGUUGCCUGAAAAAUUUAUGCCUGGUCAAAGUGGUGCAUUGGGUAACAUUUACUCCAGCUCCGCCCCUGCUGAUUGUUAGAGGAGUUUGGACACUGCUUGUUAGAUUGAAUGGAGCGAUUGCAUUACAGUCAACUUGGCCAUGUCGAGUACCAUUUCUCGAAAGUAGAUUGCACAAUUUGUCACUGCACGUAUGGUGUGUCAUUCCUGCAGGGUGAUUCCUCAGUUGCUCACAUCACUUGUAGGUCCCAUUAUCUGUUGCAUGCAUGCCCCCUCUGGCAUCUGCACGCGUGUGUGAUAAAUAUACCCAUUGUGGCUGCAAUAUGUUUGAAUGAUAUCCACUAUGAGCCUGUUAGUUUUUUGUACAAAGUUAUGAUCGAGAAGCUCCAACUGUUAAUGGUUGCAUGAAAUUCAUAUUUCUGUGAAUAUCCUUUUGAACA
This is a messenger RNA of Triticum aestivum (bread wheat), 5749 nucleotides long. Its product is annotated as F-box protein At1g52495. The transcript has 3 exons. Gene Ontology annotation, molecular function: protein binding. The coding region runs from base 339 to 1343 and encodes 334 amino acids. The record is from RefSeq and is a predicted model, not a curated record. Lineage: Eukaryota; Viridiplantae; Streptophyta; Magnoliopsida; Poales; Poaceae.